Thunnus maccoyii (southern bluefin tuna) is the source of this 1008-nucleotide messenger RNA. Its product is annotated as calcium homeostasis modulator protein 6-like. The record is from RefSeq and is a predicted model, not a curated record. Lineage: Eukaryota; Metazoa; Chordata; Actinopteri; Scombriformes; Scombridae. The transcript has 3 exons. Gene Ontology annotation, molecular function: monoatomic cation channel activity. The coding region runs from base 118 to 711 and encodes 197 amino acids.
CACACUGAGACUCAGGAACAAAGAACACUGACCAGAUACACAGACAACUCGACAAAAACUGAACUGAGAACAGGACUUAAAUACACAGGGUCUGAUUACAAAUUGAACACAGAAUUCAUGAUGGCAGCAGAGAAAGAUCUGAUCACAAAACUCAAGAGUGAGUUUGGAAAAAACCCUUUUGUGUCAAAUGCGGUUUUUGCCCUCCUCCUCACUGGUGUGGAGAGGAUGUUUGAGGUGGAAUUUGCUUGCCCUUGCAGUCCUGGAUGGAACCGCAUGUUUGUGUUUCCAUUUUUUUUAAUUCCUGCUGUUACAUCGUCUCUGCUGAUGAUGCUGAGUCAGGAAAACACGAAUACAAUAUGCAAGAAAGUCCUUUGUAGCUGUCUCCCUCCUAUAGUGUGGAUGGCCCUGAUGUUGCUUAAUGGCCAAUACUUGGUCUGUGCAGAGACUGACUGGACAGGCACAUUUGUAACAGCUGACAAAACCUAUCUUAAGUGGUGUAAACCAACCAACGCGACGACUAAUUUUGAGGAGAAACAACUGCGCCGUUCACACAUAUUGUAUAUUAGGUCUCAGGGGGCUGGAAAUGCUAUGAUCACUGUUUUACUCUUUUUACUCAUUGUAUACAUUGUACAUACAACAAAGAGCAGAUGUCGUCAAAAUGACGAAGAAGACCCUGAUGCUGCAGCCGUGCCACUUCAGCAUCAGAAAUAACGCAAAACACAGGAGACUGAAGAACAUCCUGCUGUGUGAACAUUAUGUAUACUUCAAUAUGCAAGCAAGUCUAAUAGUUAAAUUCAGUGCUCUACUUUUGUAAUAAAAAACAUCUGUUGAUUUUCUCUGUAAAUUGACGUGCUUGUUGCACCUGGAUAAGAUGGAUAAGAACAGUCAAGAAUCUUUCACUCUUGAGAUGAGUUGUGAGCUUUUUUUUUUUUUUUUUCUUAAAUCCACUCACUAAAUCUCAAUUAGAUUCAUUUUAAUACAAAUAUAUCUCAAAACAGAGGUCUUUGA